AUGACCUCAAUUCCUCCCACGAAUGCUCUUAUAUCGAUGUUUGAGAAGAAAAGAGAUGAUACAGAUCCGGUUAAGAAAGAUGUAGAGGUACCGGGGAGUUCGAAGCCGCUUGGAACAAAAUCUGUGACUCGACCUCUGACCCCACCAAGGACCUUGAGCUCUGUUUCUAAAAGCAGCCUAUCACCAUCAAGACUAGCUAGCAGUAUAGCGUGGCAAAGAACACCAUCUCCUUCGGUUUCAGCGAUGAAGCCAGCCCAGGAGGGACAUCGUCCGACUCAAAAUAUGAUUAUCGAAGUCAAGGCACGCCCCCCUACUCCUCCACCAGCGAGGAUGAAGAACAAACCCUACACAUCUUCGCAACCUAGAGCUCUAGAUUCAAGUGGUAAACCACGCGCUUCUACACCACCAAAGCCUAUUGUAAAGGCGGAUACCGUUAUUCUAUCGCCUCGACCAAAGCGGUCUACUUCCCAGAAGUUUCUAUUAAACGACAUACAGGCACAAGAUGCGGUGCAGCCAGGCCAAACGUUCGGGCCAAGGCCGCAAUAUCCGACUUCUUCGAAUGAAGCUACAGUACCAUCCCUCCGGGAGGAUGAUCUUCGUCGGAGUUCGAUUUCAUCUAAUGACACCUUUGUCUCUGCGUCAUCAGUCCCAACACCCCACCCUAGCUCUCCAGAUAGAAGUAGAUCUCGACCAUCAACCCCUGUCACGCCGCGGCAAAGGCGGCCCCCGUCAACACGGGCUAUAUCUACAGAGACUACCUCCGCUAGUCGUCCACCGGUUCCCCCUCGGCGACAGCCGCACAUGAGCUCUCCUAACCUACCCCUUGAUUCACUUACUGAUGCCAUCGUAGCGGGCGCUCUCGCAUCGUCCCGCAUAACGCCAUCAAAAACCCCGCCGCCAAAGCCGCCGUCCCGCAAGCAAACACCGCAUAUGCGCCAGACGCUACGCCAUCCGCCUAGCAAAUCAGACGACGAAGAAGUGGCUCGCUCACGUCACCGCAAGCCUCUCGGGAAACUAGGUGGCAACAAGCACAUUCACCACGAAGGUCAGCGUCGCCGGUGGCGCGAAGAAAUCACACUGCGCGAGCGCAAGCGGUACGAGGGCGUAUGGGCGAGUAAUCGAGGUUUACUGCUCGUUUCGCCAGACGCAAGGGACUCCCUAUCCGUUCCUACCUCUACUCCUAACGAAAUAGAAAGGGAAAGGGAACUAGAGCAAGUCGUAGCCAACGUGGUGGUACGUGAUAUCUGGGCACGCAGCCGGCUACCGCCGGACGAGCUGGCGGAGGUGUGGGACCUAGUGGAUAGACGUGGGCGUGGAUACCUAGACCGCACAGAGUUUGUGGUUGGGAUGUGGCUUAUUGAUCAGAGGCUUCGUGGGCGCAAAAUCCCGCGCAAGGUCUCGGAAAGUGUUUGGGGAAGCGCUAGAGGCGUGAGGGUUGCGGUACCAAAGGGGGGGAAGUAA
Molecule: messenger RNA, 1461 nt
Organism: Daldinia childiae
Lineage: Eukaryota; Fungi; Ascomycota; Sordariomycetes; Xylariales; Hypoxylaceae
Product: Increased rDNA silencing protein 4
Exons: 1
Coding region: 1-1461 (486 amino acids)
Molecular function (GO): protein binding
Source: RefSeq, a predicted model, not a curated record